UGGCUCGGGCUGUCCCCAUCCCCACUUCUGGUGGUCGUUCUCGUGGAGCUGCUGUGGAUGAGGGUCGGUGUGUGGAUGCUGUGCACUUAUUGGGCAGCCCUGUGUUCCUCCUCUCUGCUGGAGCUGCCUGCUCAGGAAUGAUGCGAGCUUUGGGGAAUCCAAGUUGUUUGCUGUCAGUGUAAUGCUAGGUGGGAAGCCAGGCAUCUUCCGGGAGAUCGCAGGAGCCUUUUCUCAAUGCAGACCGGGGGAUUAUGGACUAAGAGUAUCAGCAGCAGCAUGGAGUUAAUAUUGGGGUUACUCUGCGUUUUUGCUUCGAUCAUACCAGUUCCAGGGUUUGGUGUGGACCCCUCCCUGCAGAUUGACAUCCUGGAGGAGCUCCAACUGGGAGAGGCCACUGUUGGAGUGCAGCAGGUCCAAGGACUCCACAACAGGAGCCGAGCCUACCUCUUCCAAGGUGUACCAAGAAGUUUAAAAGCAUCCGCAGCAACAGCAGAAAAUGUCUUUCAGAAACUGAGAGAUAAACAUGAAUUUACUAUUCUGGUUACUCUGAAGCAAGCUGUAUUAAAUUCGGGCGUUAUUCUUUCUAUUCAUCACUCAGAUCACCGGUAUCUUGAGCUUGAAAGCAGCGGUCAUCGCAAUGAAGUCCGGUUACACUACCGUUCAGGAAGCCACCAUUCUCAGACAGAAGUUUUCCCUUACAUUCUUGCAGAUGACAAAUGGCAUCGAUUCUCCUUGGCAAUCAGUGCGUCUCACUUGAUCUUACAUGUGGAUUGUAACAAGAUUUAUGAAAGAAUUGUGGAAAAACCAUACAUGGAUGUACCAUCUGGUUCAACGUUAUGGGUUGGGCAGAGAAAUAAUGCACACGGUUUUUAUAAGGGGAUAAUGCAAGACCUACAAAUUGUUGUCAUGCCUCAAGGGUUUAUCACUCAGUGUCCAGAUCUUAAUCGCACUUGCCCAACAUGCAAUGACUUCCAUGGACUUGUUCAAAAAAUCAUGGAGUUGCAAGAUAUCUUAGCCAAGACAUCUGCAAAGCUGUCAAGAGCAGAGCAGAGGAUGACAAGGUUGGAUCAAUGCUACUGUGAGAGGUCUUGCACUGUAAAGGGCAAUAUUUAUCGAGAACUGGAUUCCUGGACAGACGGUUGUAAGAAAUGUACAUGCGUGAAUGGGACUGUUCAAUGUGAAACACAAAUCUGCCCUGUGAGCAAUUGUAUGGAUAAUUCUGCACCUGCAUAUGUUCCUGGCAAAUGCUGUAAAGAAUGUCAGCCUGUGUGCGUAUAUCAAGGCCAGAUGUAUUUUGAAGGGGAACAGGAAGCUGUCUAUUCCAGUACAGGCAUGUGUGUUCUGUUCAAAUGUAAGAACAGUAAAAUGCAACGUGCAGAGUCAGAAAACUGCCCACCCUUGAACUGUCCACAGUCACAGCAGAUGACUUUGAAGAACAGCUGUUGCAAAGUAUGCAAAGGGCAUGACUUCUGUUCAGAAGGGCACAACUGUGUGGAAUAUUCAGUCUGUAAAAACUUAGAUGAUAAAGCCGUUUGUGUCUGCCGAGAUGGAUUCCGAGCUCUUAGAGAUGAUAACGCUUAUUGUGAAGAUAUUGAUGAAUGUGCUGAAGGUCGGCAUUAUUGCAGGGAAAAUACCAUGUGUGUGAAUACUCCGGGAUCUUUUAUGUGUAUUUGCCAAACGGGAUAUCUGAAAAUCGAUGACUACUCUUGUACAGAGCACAAUGAAUGUGAAACAAACCAGCAUAACUGUGAUGAAAAUGCAUUGUGUUUUAACACAGUGGGAGGACACAAUUGUGUUUGUCAGCCUGGAUACAUAGGAAAUGGCACCGUGUGUAAAGCUUUUUGCAAAGACGGCUGUAAGAACGGAGGUACCUGCAUUGCUCCAAAUAUGUGUGCGUGUCCCCAAGGCUUCACCGGGCCCAGCUGUGAAACAGACAUUGACGAAUGCUCUGAAGGUUUUGUUCAGUGUGACAGCCGUGCUAACUGCAUUAACCUACCCGGCUGGUACCACUGUGAAUGCCGGGAUGGAUACCACGACAAUGGGAUGUUCUCUCUUGGUGGAGAGUCAUGUGAAGACAUUGAUGAAUGCGCAACAGGAAGGCACACCUGCAGCAACGACACUGUUUGCUUCAAUUUGGAUGGUGGAUUUGAUUGCCGUUGUCCACAUGGAAAGAACUGUUCUGGAGACUGUGUACAUGAAGGGAAGAUCAAACACAAUGGCCAGAUCUGGGUUUUGGAGAAUGACCGCUGCUCAGUUUGCUCAUGUCAAACAGCACUAGUAAUGUGUCGUCGCAUGGUUUGUGAUUGUGAAAACCCAACUGUGGACCUGUUUUGCUGCCCUGAGUGUGACCCAAGACUCAGCAGUCAGUGCCUACAUCAAAAUGGAGAACUCACAUACAAAAGUGGCGACACUUGGGUACAAAAUUGUCAGCAGUGCAGAUGUUUGCAAGGAGAAGUUGAUUGCUGGCCAUUAUCAUGCCCAGAUGUGGACUGUGAAUUUAGUGUGGUUCCUGAAAGCGAGUGCUGUCCACGCUGUAUCAGUGACCCUUGCCAAGCAGACAUCAUUCGGAACGAUAUCACAAAGACAUGUGUAGAUGAAACUAACGUGGUUCGCUUCACAGGCUCCUCUUGGAUUAAGCAUGGCACAGAGUGCACCCUCUGUCAAUGCAAGAACGGUCACAUGUGUUGCUCAGUGGAUCCUCAGUGCCUUCAGGAGCUGUGAAAGGAAUUUCUGUCUCCAGUAGAAGGGUUAAAAUAAAGAAUGUUUUCCACACUGACCUUACACCAAAAAAAUGCAUACAAUUUUAAAUAUAUAUGCUAUUAAAAUAAUAUUGCCUACUAACAAUGUGCAAACUGAUUAUGUUCACAAGGCCAAAUAUAAAAAAAAUGUUUUCAUUUCAUUUGAUGCCAAAUAUAUAUAUAUCAGUUAUUACUGAUCCUCUAUUUCAAUCCAGAACUUCGGUCUUCAUUGCCCCCAAUACAUUUAGGAUAUCCUCUCAAAUGGCCAUAUUAGUCUUUAAUUAGCUUACAUGCAUUUG
Messenger RNA from Spea bombifrons (plains spadefoot toad), 3037 nucleotides. It is a transcript of the gene NELL2, whose product is annotated as neural EGFL like 2. NCBI's taxonomy places the organism in Eukaryota, Metazoa, Chordata, Amphibia, Anura, Pelobatidae. The record is from RefSeq and is a predicted model, not a curated record. Gene Ontology annotation, molecular function: protein binding; calcium ion binding. The coding region runs from base 235 to 2721 and encodes 828 amino acids. The transcript is spliced from 20 exons.